CUCUCCCUCCAGCUCUCUCAUUCUUGUUGAAAGUGGUGAAGUCAUAUUUCAGACAAGGGUGUUUGCUGUAUUUAUGUUGGCAGUCUUGUACAGUGCACUGUGGACUGCGUUGUAAAGAAGAGCGGGAACACAGCAGAGCAGAACAAGCCUAGACCCACCUGUAUUUACCUGAAAGCAACUCCAUAAAGAUCAGCAUGGCGAACAGAGGUCCUCAGUACGGUCUGAGCCGUGAGGUGCAGAACAAGAUCGAUAAGAAAUACGACACAGAACUGGAGGAAAGGCUGGUGGAAUGGAUCAUCAUGCAGUGUGGCUCUGCAGUGGGUCGACCCGAACCAGGCAAAGCGGGCUUCCAAAAUUGGCUGAAAGAUGGCUGCCUCCUGUGUGAGCUCAUCAACAGCCUGAGUGGACCCAACAAACCAGUGAAGAGCAUUAAGCCCUCCUCAAUGGCAUUUAAACAGAUGGAGCAAAUCUCCUUGUUUCUCAAAGCUGCAGAAAAUUAUGGAGUCACCAAAACUGACAUGUUCCAGACGGUUGACCUCUUUGAAAGCAAAGACCUGGCUGCUGUCCAGAGGACCCUGAUGGCUCUGGGGAGCUUGGCUAUCACAAAGGAUGAUGGGAAUUACAAAGGAGACCCCAACUGGUUCCAUAAAAAAGCACAAGAGAACAGGAGAGAAUUUACAGAGGAACAGCUGAGUGAGGGCAAGAAUAUCAUUGGUCUGCAAAUGGGAACAAACAAAGGAGCAUCUCAAGCUGGUAUGACGGGUUAUGGUCAAGGCAGGCAGAUCAUCGGUAACCCCUGAGGAUGGCAAGUCGCACUGUGACACUCCUCCACCUGCCCACUGCUCCGACAGGCCAGCCACAAAGGAGGGGAGAAAUUCUGACUCUUACCUCAGCCGUGAGGUGAAAUGUGACAUGACUCUUUUCUUGACUGAACUGGACCAAGACGAGGACCAACAACAACAUGUGCACAUAUUGAAUACACACUUCAUGUUGAGCUCACACACAUAGUACACAGAAACCUUAAAAGGAUUAGACCUAACAUACUUAUACUUUAAACAUUCCCAGUUUGUGGUUUAAAAUAUUCUGCUAGGAUGUCAUAUAAAAAUUUGUAUUUUUCUAAAAAUGAUUCUUAACUAUAAGUCAGAUGCUAUCGUUAAAACUUAAAAUAUACAGAGCAUUGUUUUCAGUUUUAUGCACUUAAUCAACUUGCAGAAACUUGUAACUUGCUUGACAAAAAUAUUACAUUACAUUACACAUUAUGGGUGGAAACGUCUUUAAAACGUUACCUAUUCAUGUGUUUCUUAAAUGGAUAGCACUGCCACAUCCAUUAUUUAUUUUUUUACAGUUGGUUUUCUUCUGUUUAUCUGUCAGUGUUUUGGAUUUUCACUGAAUGUACCACACAGCCAGAACGUACCUUGAAAUAUAAUAGCAUAUUUUCAACAUAUUUGUUAAAUGGGUUGAUUUAGCAGCAUCAAGCAAACAUCAAGUCUCUGUUCAAAUCACAAAUAGACGGCAAAGAUCCCUUCCUAAUGUACUUUCAGUGAAAGUGAUGAGGUCUAAAACUAAUUCAUCUCUCUGCAUCAUGGAACCUCAUUUAAAGUUGUUGUAUUUCCACUGAAACACAGGAGGGAGUGAUUUUUAAUUGCCAGACUGUAUCAGCCAGCAAAUCCUGUCUCUGUGAUCAUAUGAUAAUCUGACUUUAGUUUUUAGGCAGAAAUUGGAAAAUUUGAACUCCCCUUUAAGCCAAAAUUAAUUGUUAAUACGUUACAACAAUAAAAUCCACUGCUAUCAUACAAGGAACUUUUUAAACUGCCUCACCGAUGGAAAUCCUUACAAAAUGCCUGAAAUAUAUUUUUACUAAUUCAAUUUGUAAAACUGCACUCUCAGACAUCUCUCUAGUCAAUUUGUUGGACCUUCUUUUUAGAUUUUAAUACAGUCUUUGUGUUGAUGAUAAUGUUGGUGAAAUAAAAUUUGAUAAAAUCCUC
Molecule: messenger RNA, 1985 nt
Organism: Sphaeramia orbicularis (orbiculate cardinalfish)
Lineage: Eukaryota; Metazoa; Chordata; Actinopteri; Kurtiformes; Apogonidae
Product: transgelin-like
Exons: 5
Coding region: 195-800 (201 amino acids)
Biological process (GO): actin filament organization
Cellular component (GO): actin cytoskeleton
Molecular function (GO): actin filament binding
Source: RefSeq, a predicted model, not a curated record